Puma concolor (puma) is the source of this 3555-nucleotide messenger RNA. Lineage: Eukaryota; Metazoa; Chordata; Mammalia; Carnivora; Felidae. The record is from RefSeq and is a predicted model, not a curated record.
AUGUGUGAGGUGAUGCCCACAAUCAACGAGGGGGACCCCCUGGGCCCCCCCCAUGGCGCCGAUGCUGACGCCAACUUUGAGCAGCUGAUGGUGAACAUGCUGGAUGAGCGGGAGAAGUUGCUGGAGUCCCUUCGGGAGAGUCAGGAGACCUUGGCAGCCACGCAGAGCCGGCUCCAAGAUGCCCUGCAUGAGCGGGACCAGCUCCAGCGCCACCUUAACUCUGCCCUCCCCCAGGAAUUUGCCACCUUAACCCGGGAGCUGAGCAUGUGUCGGGAGCAACUUCUAGAAAGGGAGGAAGAGAUAUCAGAGCUGAAAGCAGAGCGGAAUAACACAAGGUUGCUUCUGGAACAUCUGGAGUGCCUGGUGUCCCGCCAUGAGCGGUCGCUACGGAUGACUGUGGUCAAGCGCCAGGCCCAGUCACCUUCGGGGGUCUCCAGUGAGGUGGAGGUGCUGAAGGCCCUCAAGUCGCUGUUUGAGCACCACAAGGCCCUGGAUGAGAAGGUGCGGGAGCGGCUCCGAGCGGCCCUGGAGCGCGUUACCACCUUGGAAGAGCAGCUGGCGGGUGCCCACCAGCAGGUAUCUGCCCUGCAGCAGGGGGCAGGGGCGCGGGAUGGAGCGGCAGAAGAGGAGGGGGCCGUGGAGCUGGGACCGAAGCGCCUGCGGAAGGAUGACACGGGCCGGGUAGAGGAGCUGCAGGAGCUCCUGGAGAAGCAGAACUUUGAGUUGAGCCAGGCCCGGGAGCGACUGGUCACCCUGACAGCAACCGUGGCCGAGCUUGAGGAGGACCUGGGCACGGCCCGCCGGGACCUCAUCAAGUCGGAGGAACUGAGCAGCAAGCACCAGCGGGACCUCCGGGAGGCUCUGGCCCAGAAGGAGGACAUGGAGGAGAGAAUCACGACACUAGAGAAGCGCUACCUGGCUGCUCAGCGUGAGGCCACCUCCAUCCAUGACCUCAACGACAAACUGGAGAAUGAGCUGGCCAAUAAGGAGUCCCUGCACCGCCAGGCAAUAGAGUUGUACCUGAUGGGUAGUAAACUUUGUGGAGUAAUCAUUCUUAAGAGGCGUGCUGAAGAAAGGCAUGGCAACAUUGAGGAACACCUGCGGCAGCUGGAGGGGCAGCUGGAGGAGAAGAACCAGGAGCUGGCAAGGGUGCGCCAGCGGGAGAAGAUGAAUGAGGACCACAACAAGCGGCUGUCAGACACCGUCGACCGGCUGCUCAGCGAGUCCAACGAGAGACUGCAGCUGCACCUCAAGGAGCGAAUGGCGGCCCUGGAGGAGAAGAACACGUUGAUCCAGGAGCUGGAGAGCUCCCAGCGGCAGAUCGAGGAGCAGCACCAUCACAAGGGCCGCCUGUCUGAAGAGAUUGAGAAGCUGCGCCAAGAGGUGGACCAGCUGAAGGGUCGAGGGGGGCCGUUUGUGGAUGGCAUCCACUCCAGGUCGCAUAUGGGCAGUGCAGCGGACGUGCGGUUCUCCCUGAGCACAGCCACCCACGCGCCCUCAGGUCUGCAUCGCCGCUACUCGGCACUGCGGGAGGAGUCUGCCAAGGGCUGGGAGCCCUCUCCACUGCCUGGGGUGCUGGCGCCCACAGCCACCCCUGCCUUUGACAGCGACCCUGAGAUCUCCGACGUGGAUGAGGAUGAGCCAGGGGGUCUGGUGGGCUCCGUGGAUGUUGUCUCUCCCAGCGGCCACUCGGAUGCCCAGACCCUGGCCAUGAUGCUCCAGGAGCAGCUGGAUGCCAUCAACGAGGAGAUCAGGAUGAUCCAGGAAGAGAAGGAGUCCACAGAGCUCCGUGCCGAGGAGAUUGAGACUCGAGUGACCAGCGGCAGCAUGGAGGCCCUAAACCUGACCCAGCUGCGCAAACGCGGUUCUAUCCCCACCUCUCUGACCGCCCUGUCCCUGGCCAGCGCGUCGCCUCCGCUCAGCGGCCGCUCCACGCCCAAGCUCACCUCCCGCAGUGCAGCCCAGGACCUGGACCGCAUGGGGGUCAUGACCCUGCCCAGUGACUUAAGAAAGCAUAGGAGGAAGCUGCUGUCGCCAGUGUCUCGGGAAGAGAACCGGGAGGAUAAAGCCACCAUAAAAUGUGAGACUUCUCCUCCUUCCUCACCCAGGACGCUGCGGCUAGAGAAGCUUGGCCACCCAGCCCUGAGCCAGGAAGAAGGCAAAAGUGCUUUGGAGGAUCAGGGCAGCAACCCCAGCAGCAGCAACAGCAGCCAGGACUCCUUGCACAAGGGUGCCAAGCGCAAGGGCAUCAAGUCGUCCAUCGGCCGCCUGUUCGGGAAGAAGGAGAAGGGCCGGCUGAUCCAGCUGAGCCGAGAUGGAGCCACGGGCCAUGGUUUCUGUCCACUUCCUAGCGAACGGGUGCAAGGGCCAGUGGGUGGAAGGCACAGCCAGGCAGAUUUCGGCUCCAGAGAGCAGCGGUUUUCCGUGAGAUCUGUUCCACACCAGCUGCUUGAAGAUGCCCGCAGGAAAGGAAUGCCCUUUGCCCAGUGGGAUGGCCCUACUGUGGUCUCCUGGCUGGAGCUCUGGGUGGGGAUGCCUGCUUGGUACGUGGCCGCCUGCCGGGCCAACGUCAAGAGCGGUGCCAUCAUGUCGGCCCUGUCGGACACAGAGAUCCAACGGGAGAUUGGCAUCAGCAAUGCCCUGCACCGGCUCAAGCUCCGGCUGGCCAUCCAGGAGAUGGUGUCGCUGACCAGCCCCUCCGCCCCGCCCACCUCCAGGACUUCUUCCGGAAAUGUCUGGGUCACCCAUGAAGAGAUGGAAACUCUGGCAACACCCACUAAAACAGACAGUGAGGAGGGCAGCUGGGCUCAGACCCUGGCCUAUGGGGACAUGAACCACGAGUGGAUUGGGAACGAAUGGCUCCCCAGCCUGGGGCUCCCCCAGUACCGCAGCUACUUCAUGGAGUGCCUGGUGGAUGCUCGCAUGCUGGACCACCUCACCAAGAAGGACCUGCGGGUCCACCUGAAGAUGGUGGACAGCUUCCACCGAACCAGUCUUCAGUAUGGCAUCAUGUGUCUGAAGAGGCUGAAUUAUGACCGAAAGGAGCUGGAGAGAAGACGGGAGGAAAGCCAGCAUGAGAUCAAGGAUGUGCUGGUCUGGACCAACGACCAGGUGGUUCACUGGGUCCAGUCCAUUGGGCUCCGGGAUUAUGCAGGAAAUCUGCAGGAGAGCGGUGUGCAUGGUGCCCUGCUGGCCCUGGAUGAGAACUUUGACCACAACACGCUGGCCCUGGUCCUCCAGAUUCCCACACAGAACACCCAGGCUCGCCAGGUGAUGGAAAGAGAGUUCAACAACCUGUUGGCCUUGGGCACAGACCGGAAACUGGAUGAUGGCGAGGACAAGGUGUUCCGGCGCGCGCCGUCCUGGAGGAAGCGCUUCCGGCCGCGGGAUCCGCACGGCGGCCUGCUCGGCGCCUCGGCCGAGACGCUCCCGGCCGCCUUCCGCGUGGCCACGCUGGGGCCGCUGCAGCCGCCGCCCGCGCCGCCGAAGAAGAUCACGCCGGAGGCUCGCUCCCACUAUCUCUAUGGACACAUGCUCUCCGCCUUCCGGGACUAG